AUGAGACUCUUCUGUGAAUGCAGGUGUCGUGUCCCGGGCGUUGCGUCCCAUUCUUUGCGACACUGCUCUGCCUCCUCUCUCUUCGACUCGCGACCCAUUGGUGACGGCGUCGUUCCCGACAGGGCGAAGGUAGAACUAAUAGAACCAGCUGUGAAGGGAACCCUUAAUGUUGAUCCUAAAUAUGUAUUUGACAGUAAUCGUUUGGAAUUGCGGUGGGAGAUUUCUCUUGGAACUAUAAUUAAUCCUAGGAAAGCUGAUGUCUCUGCAAAUAAUAGUGAUGGUGAAAAUCGAUUGCUAAAAUCUCAGGAAGCUACUAGUUCAGGCAGUAAAGCAAAUGAGGUUUCUCUCCUUCAAAGUAAUAGACCAAUGUCAAGUUGUAGCCAGAAAGCCAAAUACCCGUUCAUUUGUGAAUGCUUCUUUAUGAUUGCCAGUGUGCUUAACUUGGGAUUACUAAAAGCAUUUUCGGACUUCAAAAAUCUUGUUCAGGUUGUGCACUUCUUAGUUUGGCAAUGA
Fraxinus pennsylvanica is the source of this 513-nucleotide messenger RNA. The record is from the annotation of a GenBank genome assembly. Lineage: Eukaryota; Viridiplantae; Streptophyta; Magnoliopsida; Lamiales; Oleaceae.